AUGCUCUCGGUUAAGCUCUUAUUCAUGUACUUUGGUUCCAUGUUGUGUCGCGUUGUCGGCGGCAUUCAAGCCAUCGGACUGUUCAUCGGCACUUUCUCGUUAUGUGCUAUUGCUAUAGACCGCUAUUUCCGGCUAGUCAUUGCUCCAGUGUACUUGAAAGCCGUUAUAUUAUCUGUGCUUCCGAUUACAUAUCUCUUGCUAACAGCUUGGGAGAGGCAUUUAUUGAUUUUAGGAAGUCCUCUCCGGAAAAUGAAUGCAAUUCGAAUCACAAUUCUUCUCUGGAUCAUCUCAAUCCUAGUUACGUUACCUUAUGUGUAUCAUAUGAAAAUGAAGAAAUAUACGGCAAUAAACGUGUGUGGCGAAUUUUGCACGGAGAAAUGGCCUAAUGUACAUUCAAAACGGAUCUACACGCUCUUCGUGCUUGCUAUACAAUUUGUGAUUCCAUUCACGAUUAUGACUAUCUGCUAUCAAGCGGUCUUCGCAUUCCUUCGUCGACGAGCACAAUCUCGACUGACUUCAAUCGCACAACAGGCAAAUCUUCUGUAUGUCGUGGCUGCUACAGCAGGUGGUGACACGCAACAGCACAAGGAGCAGUUGACUCAUCUAAUCGAGCAAAAGAAACGAGUAAUGCAGCAACGACGACGAGUUACCCUAAUACUGGUGUCAAUGGUGGUGAUCUUCGGGAUUACAUCACUGCCACACAACAUCGUCAGCACCCUCAUGGAGUUCACCGACAGCCAAGAUCUUCUUGCCUACAAUGGCAACGACUACACAUAUCUCCUAAACCUCAUCACACAUUUGUAGGU
Molecule: messenger RNA, 806 nt
Organism: Strongylus vulgaris
Lineage: Eukaryota; Metazoa; Nematoda; Chromadorea; Rhabditida; Strongylidae
Source: the annotation of a GenBank genome assembly